AUGGUGAAUCAAAGAGGGAAUCCUCCAAUUAUUAUUACCAAUGAUCGGCAAACAUCUAAUUUUGUGGCGUAUGCAAAGAGGGAUUCAUCUACUAUCUUGUGUGUCACGUUCUCUGGUUUGGGUGUAAAUCAAAAAGAACGAGUCAAUAUUGAUUUGAAUAAGGAGCCGUGUGAUUCAAGUAAUGUUGAGGAUGAAGAAGUUCCUGAGAUAACUCGAGCAGAUUUUGUGAAGCCGUCAAAGGAGUCUUGUCAUACAAGGAAAGAUCAUGUCGCUGCGGAUGGUUCCGGUGAUGCUGGGUUAAGGAUUGAAAACAAUGGAGACAGUAAAAAGGAUUAUCGAGCCUGGAGAGGAGAUUUUGUGAAGAAGGAUCAAAUUUUCAAAAGUAAAGAGGUUCUGAAGGCCACAAUGGAAAUUUUGGCGAUGAAGAAUAAUUUCGAUUACACUGUUUUCAAAUCCACGAGAAAAUGGUGGUAUAUUCGAUGUAAGGAUUCAUUGUGCAACUGGACUGUGUGUGCAGAAGGUAUAGAUGGGUCUACAUAUUUCAUGAUCAACCAGUGCGAGGGAAGACAUUCAUGUGCUCCUUCAAAGAAAAGGAAAUUCGGGAAAACAGCAUCGGCAAGAACAAUUGAAACUCUGAUACAACAUCGAUUUGGUGAUGCAAACGAUGGCCCAAAAGCAAAUGAAAUCAUUCAAUUUAUGAGAUUGGAGCAUAGUUGUGAGAUUACUUACUGGCACGUUUGGGAAGCUCGUGAGUUUGCUAUUGCAGCUGCUAGAGGUAUACCAGAUCGCAGUUAUGCUAAAAUACCAGCAUAUUUGCAUAUGAUUAAGGAAGUUAAUCCUGGUACGCAUACUCACUAUGAAACUAAUGAGAAGGGAAGAUUCAUGUAUCUAUUUAUGUCAUUUGGGCAAUCAGUUAGAGGAUUCUACAAUGCAAUGCGAAGGGUGAUUGUUGUUGAUGGAAUUAAUCUGAAAAAUAAAUACAAAGGAGUUCUACUUGUUGAUGCUGCUGUAGAUGGUAACUCUAAUUUGUAUCUGAUUGCAUUUGGGGUUGUUGAUUCGGAGAAUGACGAUUCAUGGGGGUGGUUCUUCAGACAGUUGAAAGUGGUUAUUGCUGAUUGUCAAGACCUAGCUUUUGUCUCAGAUAGAAAUGCAUCUAUUUCUAAAGCGAUUGGGACUGUCUACCCUCAAUCAGCACAUGGAAUUUGCAUUCAUCAUUUGUUGACCAAUGUGGUUGCAUUUUUCAAGACAAAAGGGUUGACUGCCUUGGUGGAAAAAGUUUCACGGGCAUAUAGGUACACUGAAUUUCAGGAACGUAUCACCGAAAUUUUUGAAAUGAGUCCUGAGCUUGGAAGAUAUCUGCGGGAGGCUGAUGUGCGCAAAUGGGCUCGUUCUCUCUUCCCUGGUGAAAUGCAUGACAUUAGAACCACAAACCCUGCAGAGUCGAUAAAUUCAGUUCUGAGAAUACCUAGAGAAUAUUCGGUUAUUCCUUUGCUAGAUAGUAUAAGAGAACUGUUGAUUCGAUGGUUCUAUGAGUGUCGCUUGGUAAGCUCUAAGCAUCUUGAUCCUUUAACCACUAAGGUGGGGGAAAAGAUUGAUAGGAGAAUUGUGAAGGCAAAAGGGUUCCAAGUCUACAAGGUUGAUGACUUCAAAUCGCUUGUGAAAGGAGACAUAUAUGAUUGUCAUGUUGAUUUGGAAAGAAGAACAUGCACAUGUGGGAAGUACAAUAUAGGAAAAAUUCCUUGCCGACACGCCAUUCCUGCCAUUUAUUCACGAGGCAUGGAAGUGCACAAAUUUACUGACGGCUUAUACACCACUGCAGCGUGGAGAACCGCCUAUGCGGAAUCCAUUAAUCCAAUAGCAGUUCCAGAGUGUGAAUGGAAUGUCCCUGCUGAGGUUAAACUUGCUAAGGUUUUACCACCAGAAACAAGAAAGAGUGCUGGUUUUACCACUUGCUAA
Molecule: messenger RNA, 1956 nt
Organism: Brassica napus (rape)
Lineage: Eukaryota; Viridiplantae; Streptophyta; Magnoliopsida; Brassicales; Brassicaceae
Exons: 2
Coding region: 1-1956 (651 amino acids)
Molecular function (GO): zinc ion binding
Source: RefSeq, a predicted model, not a curated record